Opisthocomus hoazin is the source of this 1727-nucleotide messenger RNA. The record is from RefSeq and is a predicted model, not a curated record. Lineage: Eukaryota; Metazoa; Chordata; Aves; Opisthocomiformes; Opisthocomidae.
CAACCAUGGGGUGCAUUAAAAGCAAAGAAGAUAAAGGUCCAUCCAUGAAAUAUAGAACUGAUAAUACUCCAGAACCUGUUAUUUCCCAUGUCAGCCAUUAUGGGUCAGACUCCAGCCAAGCAACACAGUCGCCAUCAAUAAAGGGAUCAGCAGUUAAUUUUAAUAGUCAUUCCAUGACUCCUUUUGGAGGGCCUUCAGGAAUGACACCCUUUGGAGGAGCAUCGUCUUCAUUUUCAGCUGUGCCAAGUCCAUAUCCUAGUACUUUAACAGGUGGUGUUACUGUAUUUGUGGCCUUAUAUGAUUAUGAAGCUAGAACUACAGAUGACCUUUCAUUUAAGAAAGGUGAACGGUUCCAGAUAAUAAAUAACACAGAAGGAGACUGGUGGGAAGCAAGAUCCAUUGCUACGGGAAAAACUGGCUACAUCCCCAGCAAUUACGUAGCUCCUGCAGACUCCAUUCAAGCGGAAGAGUGGUAUUUUGGUAAGAUGGGCAGGAAGGAUGCAGAAAGGCUACUUUUAAAUCCUGGGAACCAGCGUGGUAUUUUCUUAGUAAGAGAGAGUGAAACCACUAAAGGUGCUUACUCCCUUUCCAUACGUGACUGGGAUGAGGUCAGAGGUGAUAAUGUGAAACACUACAAAAUCAGAAAACUUGACAAUGGUGGAUACUAUAUCACAACCAGAGCACAAUUUGAGUCCCUACAGAAGUUGGUGAAACACUACAGAGAACAUGCCGAUGGGCUGUGUCAUAAGCUAACAACUGUGUGUCCCACUGUGAAACCACAAACACAGGGACUUGCAAAAGAUGCCUGGGAAAUUCCAAGAGAGUCUUUGAGGCUGGAAGUUAAGUUGGGCCAAGGAUGUUUUGGUGAAGUGUGGAUGGGAACAUGGAAUGGAACCACAAAAGUAGCAAUCAAGACACUAAAACCUGGUACAAUGAUGCCAGAAGCUUUCCUGCAGGAGGCUCAGAUCAUGAAGAAAUUACGACAUGACAAGCUUGUUCCACUAUAUGCCGUUGUUUCUGAGGAACCAAUCUACAUCGUCACUGAAUUCAUGACAAAAGGCAGCUUGCUAGACUUCCUGAAAGAAGGAGAAGGGAAAUACUUAAAACUCCCACAGCUGGUCGACAUGGCUGCUCAGAUUGCUGAUGGCAUGGCUUACAUUGAAAGAAUGAACUACAUCCACAGGGAUCUCCGGGCUGCUAACAUUCUUGUAGGAGACAAUCUCGUGUGCAAAAUAGCAGACUUUGGUUUAGCAAGGUUAAUAGAGGACAAUGAGUACACUGCAAGACAAGGAGCUAAAUUUCCAAUUAAAUGGACCGCUCCGGAAGCAGCAUUGUAUGGUCGGUUUACAAUCAAGUCAGAUGUGUGGUCAUUUGGAAUUUUACUGACAGAGCUGGUAACAAAGGGGAGAGUGCCAUAUCCAGGGAUGGUGAAUCGGGAAGUUCUGGAACAAGUGGAGCGUGGAUACAGGAUGCCUUGCCCACAAGGCUGCCCAGAGUCUCUCCAUGAAUUAAUGAAACUGUGUUGGAAGAAGGACCCUGAUGAGAGACCAACAUUUGAAUAUAUACAGUCUUUCUUGGAGGACUACUUUACUGCUACAGAACCACAGUACCAGCCUGGAGACAAUUUAUAAGCCAACAGUCUGUAUAACAUGCACAAAUCUGCCAAAUGUAAAAGACUUGCAAAGAAUUCCUGACAUCUAUAAGGAGUCAAAGGAAAGAAAAUCUUC